GUGACACGGAAACUUUGACGCUGCUCGUUCGUACAGUAGCUCACAGUAGGCUACUACAUGUGCGGGGCGGAGCUUCGCAUGCAACAUAACAUUGACAGCGCAACUAGUUUGAUUCAGUCUGGCACGACAGGAACUCCGAGGCUACAGAUGCGUCGACGGUGGCUUAAUUCAGCUUAGAAACCUAGUCCUAUUACCAUGCAGACAGGAGUAGAAAUCCCCCCGUGUUCACCGGCGAGCAACUGAAGACCGUGGAGCUCUUUCCUCAUGACAGCAGCACUGGAGAUGCGCGCGGGGCUCUCGUGCGCUCUGUCUUCAGGGCGAGAUAGCUAGACUUUUCUAAUCUUAUCUGUAAACCUUUUAUUAUUCCUCCACCAAGGAGCUGCUAGUGGGAUUUCCUUCGUCAGAUUAGACUUGUCUCCAGCUCGCUUCUUAUCAUGGAGAUGCACACGGACGUCCUACUAGUGACUGCAAACGUCGGAUCACUGUUUGACAAUGUGGGUGAUAUUGAAGGAGACUGGCUUCAAGAGUUCUUCAUGACGGUGCACAUGCAUAAGCCAUGCUUCGUCGCCCUGCACUUUCAGGAAGUUGGUGGAAAGGAAUAUAUGGUGAACAUGGGCCACGCAGAGAACUUUUUCCGGACCAUAGAGUCCAGAUAUGAGAUGGCUGACUUCGACAGAGUCUGUGUUUAUGCAGACAGUAAUUUCAAGGCUAUUGACAGUUUCACGGCUCUGGGAAGCAUGUAUUUCAUCCACAAGUCUCUGAAAAAUAUCCAACAAUAUGACUUCAGUGUGAAGGAGUUUAAAGCCGUAUCAGGCCAUAACAAGUACAUGGGCUCGCUGGAAGAAGUGGCUACCAUAGAAAAAGAGAAAUUCCCUAAGAACUUUUGGCCUGAUUUCAAGUGGUCCAGAAAAGGUUACAUGAGGACACGAUGGCUCAUUCACAGCCAGGGUUUAGACCUGGUGAAUGUUCACCUGUUUCACGACGCCUCCAACCUCAUAGCCUGCAACUCUAGUCCGUCGGUGUAUUCUGCAAACCGCAAGAAAGCGCUCAGAUACGUCAUCAAAAGGAUAUCAGAUAGCAGCUACAGUCCUCUUCCCUUCUUCCUGUUUGGGGAUUUCAAUUUCCGCCUUGACACACUUAGUCUAGUACAGAACCUCUCCAUGUCGGCUGAUAUCCAGAUGGUAAAAAGAAACAGUAGCAACGAGGUAGAAAAAAUCAUCUUCGAAGAGAAGGACAAUGACCACAAGGUCCUCCUUCAUAUAGAGAGCAAGUUAUUUGCUUACUUGCACCAGGCCAUGUUCAGAGAAAACAACGGAAAAGAGCUGCUGAAGUACGAUAAGGAGAUCUCUGCAUUCCACGACGUCAUCACAGAGGAGGAGAUCCACUUUCCUCCCAGUUAUCCAUACAGUGAAGACUACACUAAACCUACACAGUACAUGAACACACGAUGCCCGGCAUGGUGCGAUCGCAUCCUGAUGUCCCACAGCGCAUCAGACAUCAUCCACCGGAGGGAGGAGGGUGAGAGUGGGGUUGUUUAUAACACACUGGGCUCCAACAUCUGCAUGGGAGACCACAAGCCGGUUUUCCUGUUUUUUCCAAUGAAGACAAUUACACAUUGACACAGUCCAGGGAGAGUCGGAGGGGCUUCCUGCGUUGUUGAUGUGUACCUAGAAGUUAUUCUGUGGACAUCUCUACCGAUCAAGCCAGUACACACACACCGAGACAUGAGCAGACCCUUACAACAACUACCCACCGAUCGCAAAGGACCCCCGAAACCUCCAGCACAACACAUGAACCGUUCAUUUCUAAAAGCCAUGUUCUCUGGUUUCACAAUAUACAUUUAACAAAGACUUAAGUAUGUUCAGCGUGACUUCAGCGCAAAAACACUUCUCAAAGCUCUCAACUCCUGACUUUUAGGUUUACACUUUGCAUAGAGUAUGUAAACUUCUGCGGAUUACUAUGGCAAAGCUUUAAAAUUACAACUCCAUUGGUGUGCUUUUACAGAACUCAUUGUAAGGAUGUGAAUGCAAGUACAAGUAUGCUAAGCAUAUCCAAACGCAAGCUGCUGCAACGCACAAGCUUUUGUGGCUGCUUGAAUCCAAAAUCCGGAAAACUUUUUGCAUUACAGUUCAUUCAUAGAGUGUAGCAACCAUUCUGG
Carassius carassius (crucian carp) is the source of this 2158-nucleotide messenger RNA. RefSeq names its product inositol polyphosphate-5-phosphatase A-like. Gene Ontology annotation, biological process: phosphatidylinositol dephosphorylation. The transcript has 16 exons. Gene Ontology annotation, molecular function: inositol-polyphosphate 5-phosphatase activity. Lineage: Eukaryota; Metazoa; Chordata; Actinopteri; Cypriniformes; Cyprinidae. The record is from RefSeq and is a predicted model, not a curated record. The coding region runs from base 435 to 1619 and encodes 394 amino acids.